This is a messenger RNA of Polyodon spathula (Mississippi paddlefish), 3137 nucleotides long. RefSeq names its product cytoplasmic phosphatidylinositol transfer protein 1-like. Gene Ontology annotation, cellular component: cytoplasm. The record is from RefSeq and is a predicted model, not a curated record. The transcript has 11 exons. Gene Ontology annotation, molecular function: phosphatidylinositol transfer activity; phosphatidylinositol binding. NCBI's taxonomy places the organism in Eukaryota, Metazoa, Chordata, Actinopteri, Acipenseriformes, Polyodontidae. The coding region runs from base 598 to 1545 and encodes 315 amino acids. Gene Ontology annotation, biological process: phospholipid transport.
GUGAAUUUGAAACCUGAAGGGCUGGGUGUACUGUGGAUUAGUGCUAAGUAUCAUAAGCGUUGAUACUUAGUGGAGGGGGUGCUGUACAAAUCUUAUACUCGUGUUGCAGGAACUACUUGGGUUGUCAUAUUUGUAUUUAAUUCUGAAAAAGCAAAACAAAAGCAAAAGCGAAACAGGCAGAACGGCUAUAGUGAAACAUAUCAGGGGUAAUAAGAUGUCUAAAGCAUUAAGUUAUUAGAAUACGUAUCAGAAGGCGCUCAGACAAAAAGCUUUUUUUUUUUUUUUUUUUUUUUUUUUUUUUUUUUUUUCGUAAGGAAAUUGAACGGAGAGCAGCUGCCAGAUGUCUUCAGCGCAGAGUUGGUAGUUAGCGUUAAGUUUAUCGAAACGUUUUAAGUCACCUGGAUUAAAACACAAAUCGGUGAUGGAGACAUAAUGGAACACAGGCGGGACAUUUUGACAACAGCAGGGUCCUCUGGCAGUCUGUGAUUCUGGAACUUGGCGCUAGCUCUUGAGUCUGCAUCCUCAAGUUGCACCAACCCGCUGUCUCCUACUGAGUGCCUUUGGUGAAUCUACUUACUGACUUCCAGUGCCACAGCCAUGCUACUGAAAGAAUACCGGAUCUGUAUGCCUCUCACAGUGGAGGAGUACAGGAUCGGCCAGCUAUAUACCAUCAGCAAACACAGCCACGAGGAGAGCGACAAGGGGGAAGGCGUGGAGGUGGUGCGAAACGAGCCACACAUAGACCCCGUCCAUGGAGAGGGGCAGUUCACAGAGAAGAGGGUACACCUGUCGAGCAAGCUUCCCAGCUGGGCACGAGCUGUGGUUCCCCGGAUAUUUUAUAUCACAGAGAAGGCCUGGAACUACUAUCCUUACACAAUCACAGAAUAUACGUGCUCCUUUUUACCGAAAUUCUCAAUUCAUAUAGAAACUAAAUAUGAAGACAAUUGUGGAGAUAAUGAAAAUAUUUUUAAUACAGAUAAAAAUAACUCUGAACAUGAGGUGUGUUUUCUGGACAUUGCAUAUGAUGAUAUCCCAGACAGACACUACAAAAGCUCAGAGGACCUCCGGUGCUUUGCGUCACUAAAAACAGGACGGGGACCCCUGAAAGAGGGUUGGAGAGAGAAAGACAAGCCAGUUAUGUGUUCCUACAAACUGGUCAGCGUCAAGUUUGAGGUGUGGGGGCUUCAGACCAGGGUGGAGCAGUUUGUGCACAAGGUCAUCCAGGAUAUCCUGUUAAUAGGACACCGGCAGGCCUUUGCGUGGGUGGACGAGUGGUACAAUAUGACCAUGGAUGAAGUCCGGAAGUAUGAGAGGGACACACAGGAGGCCACCAACGAGAAGAUUGGGCCGAUGGCUCCCACAGUCUGCGUCAGUGAGAUGUCCAAGCCAUCCACUUCCCUCAGCGCCCCUUCCAGCGCUCCCUCCACCCCCGUCAAUGGAGACCCUCCCGACUUCCUCAACGUUCCCAAAGACCGGCAGCGCAAGAAAUCUGCUCCCGAAAUGCUUACCCUCCCAGAGCUGAGGGAACGCUCACACCCCAAAUAGAGUUCCAACUGGAUGCACCACCAAAACUCUCUUUUUUUUUGUUUUGUACUGCAGCUAAAAAACUAUAAUAAAAAAACUAUAAUAAACACACACACACACACACACACACACACCCUAUUGAAUAUUGAACCUUAAGAGUUUUUAUUUUGUAUUCAGUUGGAGUCUUUAAGAUAGAUGAUGACAGUUGGUUAUAGCUGACUUUAAGGUAAAACAGUACUGGGCACCGGGGCUCAAUUAGUUGAUGGUAUCACUGUUUACUUGAGCUUUCUUAUUGCAGGUUCAAAUUCUGAUAAGCUGAAUAGUGUUUUAAUGUUAAUAGUUUCCAGAUUAUGUCAUUUGCUCUUUAGCCUUGGUGUUUACUGCUUUAUCCUUUAAAAAAAACUGUAUUUGUUAUUUAAUAAUAAUCAAAAGUCCUGCAUCAUAAUGUAGUUUGCUUUUAACCUACUGUACAUGCAGAUUAGGAAUAAAAAACAUUUAGCAAAUGGUCUUGUAAUACAUGGUUAGCAUAGAGGCUCAGUAAUGUUAGUUUACUGUGAUGCAGGACUUUUGAAUAGCCCCACAUAAUGUAUAAUGUGGAGAAGCAGUUAUUUGAUAAAAAAAUGUAACUGAAUAAGUUGCAAGUGCAUCCUCUCUUAUGCAACAAAUAUGAACACCACUGUGCAAAAUGCCUUUUAAGGCACCCGAUACAGUGUUGUGUGUGCAUUUUCCACUAACAUUUGACUGCUCCCCCCCCCAAAGACGGUUCAAUAGACAAGGAAUAGUAAAUGUCACUUUAAAUAACCUCUAAUCUCUCAUUCUUUUAAAAUGCAUGCUUCGUUGGCUCAGCAUUGCAGCAGACUGAAGCUCUAUAAUUCAGUGAUUUAUCUUCACCCAUUCUUUAUGUCUGUCUACCAUCCCAAUGUUUGUAGGAAAUAAAGCUCUUGCUAAAUCACUUCAGAAAUCUCACUUAUACUGAAGGUUGUCCAAAUGAUAAUGUAAUUUUUAAUUUUUUUUUUCUUGUCCGGGCUAAACCUAAUAGCAAAUUUUGGACAGCAUCCAUUAGAUUAAUGUAUAUGUAUAUAUCAUUACUGUGCUCUUUCAUUAUAAUCCUAGUUAUAAAGCCAUAGAUAAGAGCUGUUUGUGUUCUGCUCUAAUGAGAAUGCUAUUAAAAUAAGGUUAUGUGAGCAAUGAAGGCACAACCAGAAUAUAAUAAGUUCCAUACUAUUAAGUGACUUUAUAACACAGAAGAAGUGCACAUGUUUAAUACUGAAUGAUGCACAGACUACUGCCUACUGUAUAUAUUUAAUGCUUGCACUGAAGACAUUUACAAAGCCGCCUGAUGUAAUAAUUUCAUAAAUAUGCCUCCCUUUUUUCUUUAUGAAACUGACGUAUUGUUAUUUCACUUUGCGGUACAACAAUUAACCCCACUGGUGCCUAUUUGGUUGCUGGUUUCCAAGACAACGCAAUCAGUAGUUACGCCUCGGUCUUUUAUUUGCAAGGAAGAAUUACAUAGAAGAGGGGCUAGCUUGUGGCACUGCUAAUAGAAAUCAGAUGGGUCGUAGCAGUUAACUGCAGAAUGCACUUUUUUUUAAUUAAAGAUGUUUUCCAUGCUG